AAAGUCUCAAAGCAGCAACACGUGCAAACCAUCCAGCAGCUUUACCAGGUUGCUCAUACUUGCAACUGUUGCAGAGGGUUUACCACGUACCAGGGCCCCAUCACGCGCAAACCAGAAGCUCAGUGGCGUCCACACGCGAUCAGAAACUCAUCAUCACUGCCAAAGGCCUCCAUACAGAAAACACUCCGGAUCAGAUCAUCAAAGUGCAAAGCAUUCUUCACAAUGCCGCUCGUGAGACGCAAGCUCGUCGAGCACAUCCCUCCGCCAGAUCCACGUGCCCUCGCAGCCGUCAUGGCAUUAGAAGAAGCAGAACGCUCAGGCACGUUUGCAGAGAGCAACGAAAGCAGCCCUGCCGCUGGUUCGUCAGCACCAGCCUCUGCGGCAGCUGGCAAGGGCAGAGGGAAAGGAAAGGGGCAUAGCAACACCUGCUCGCCUGCCACGGCCAGAGCCAUGUCGCAGGAGGAAGAGCUACCUGACCCAGAGGUAUUUUACCUUGCUAAGACGGGAGAAAUAUUUCUGGAUUAUGAAUCAUAUGCUGCACGGCUCGCCUUCUACAAUCAAAAAAUCUUCCAGUGCGAGCUCACCGGAAAGAUAGGCCUUUCGUACUGGCAAGCUGUUGAAUCAGAGCGACGCGAAGCGCAAGAGCUGCACCGCCGAUUCCCCGAGGCGCUCAAAGGCCAUGUGCUGCGCUCUAUUCAAUUCGUUGUGACGGGACGGCUAGACAACCUAGUCGAUCUGCUGUUCGAGCGCUUCAAGGACCGCUUCUGGCCCGAUGAGAGCGUGCUCGUGGAGGUGCAGGGCGAUCGCUACCACGCGAGAAUCAAGGACGCCUUCCCAAGUCGCUCCCUCAUUAAGAAGCAUCAGCAGCGCGUUGCGGACGGGCAGUCGACCCACGAUCUCGUUGCGGGCUUUAUGAAAUUGCAGGCGUCAAGUGGCAAGAAGGGCAAAGUCAAAGUCGCAGCAAAACCUGAGGCAAGCGACAAUACAAGCAUGGCUAGCAUUAACGACGGCUCGCCCAGUAAAAGCCAGCUUCCGCAUGUGCACCCGGUCGAGAUUCUGCACCGCAUCGGCACAGAUCUCAGCAUCGACGCCAAGGCAGCAAUCGCUGUGGACGACCCUGCGGAAUACCUCUAUGCCAUUCAGCUUGUCGACAACGAUGGCAAGUUCACCGGUAGUCUCAUGGAAGUCCGCGCUAAAGUCCUUUCACGCGACCGUCUGGCCUUCAGCAAGACCAUUCUGCGCAAGUACAUUCGCACCUGCGUCGUCCGCGAUGCGUCGAUCGGCGCCCCUUGGAUCGUGAGACACGUCAUAGCGCAUCGCUAUGGCAUCCCGAUCAACCCGAGUGACGAGGUGCGCCGCAAGAACCUGCAAAUGAAGGAGGAGAAGCUUCAGAAGCGUAAGAAAGUCGUCGAAGAGGAGCCUGGGGCGGACGACGCAGCAAGCGCGGAAGAAGAGGAGACCAAGCCGAAGAGGAAGAGGAGGAAGAAGGAUGUCCCAACCAAAAGCGCGGAGGAAAUUGCUGCUGAGGAGGAAAAGGUGUGGCAGGAAGAGGAAGAGAAGCGGCGCGCGGAGAAGCGCAAGACGGUCAAGUUUCCAUGGGAGGAUCUCGACCUUGGCGCGAUCACCAACCGCGAGCUGGCAUCGCGUAUGCUCGAGGAGGAGGUCGCAAGACGACGCGAUCGACCGAAGCCCAAGCGUGGGGCAGUCGACGAUCCGUGCGGGCGCAUGGCCGGCGAGUGGUUCGAGCGGUUCAUCGGCGCGUACCACUUCCUAAUCUCUUGCGGCAAAGCUCUGCGCCUGAGCAAUUUCACCCUUGACGACUUUGAGGCGGCGCUACGGCACGAUUCCCCAGACGCUUUUCCAACUCUGAUCACUGAGGCGCAUGCCACGCUGCUCAACGUCAUUAUCGGGGACAGCAUGGCGCCAGCGACGACGACGUCGGCGACGGUAACGCGCUCGGUUUCUGGUAGCUCGGGAUGUGGAGCGCCAAAAGAGCGGAUUGUCUCAGCACGCGUGGCAGCGCGAAAUGCAGCCAGCGCUAUUGCCGAGAACGCCGCUGUCGUCGCUGCGAACGGGACGCCAGCAGGCAGCAGGGCCAACAGCGAGGAGGUGGACGAGCUCGCGUCUGACACAGAUGACUGCGCGAGCGCUGGCGGCGCGCCGGCGAGUCAAGGUGCCGGCAACGGCUGUGUCGAUGGCGAGGUGGAUGAAGAUGUCGAAUUUGCGGCUGUACGUGAUGCAGCACGGCAGAUAGGCAAGAACUGGCGAGCUAGGCUGCUCGUGCAAGAUCGCAGCCGGGCAGGAUGGGAUGCGGCUCUCGUAGGGUGCCUGGUUGACUGCGGAGACCGGGCGACUUUUCCUCGCUUGGCAGCCAUCUUAUCCCUGCUGACAGGAGUCCAGCAUCCGGAUGCGCUCGUGGAUCCAUGCUUCCCACGCACGGAUGGAGAGGUGGCGGCGAAAGCGUUCACCGCAGACACAUAUGCUGCACCCUUGGAGCGGUACUUGCAGCUUGCGUUCGAGGACAGGCUCCGGAUCUUUACGUUUCUGGCGGAGCAGGCGGCUAUGACGAAAGCUGUGCGAGGGUUCUUUGACGAGUGCGACAAUCAGCUCACGGAACUGCGCAAGGAGAGGAUCGAAAUGUCAAGAGUUCGGAAGAGGAUCCUUGAAGAGCGCGCAGAACUUGAGGGUUGGAACAAAGAGAAGCAGGAAGAUGACAAGGAAAGCAACGAAGGGGACGCCUCAAGAAUAGCAGGUUCAGGGUCAGAGGAUGAUGAACUGCAAUCGGAGGACGAGGCGGCAGCCGACGAUGAUGACGAUGAAGACGGCACGCACCGGGCUGCUCGCCAGUCACGUCGCAAGAAGCUGGAAGAUAUUGCCAAGAGGAAAAAGGAAGCAGAAGCAGAGAAGCAGAAGCAGCAGGAGGCUGCGCGCGCUGCGCAGAAACUCAAGCUGGCCGAGUCGAAGCAUCUCAACAACGAACGCAAGAGGCUCGACGAAGAACAGGCGAAGCUGGACAGUCGCGAGGAGGCGAUCGAGCGCGAGUUCCGGCGGCUUUCGCUUGCACCGCGGCUCGUACCGCUCGGCCGGGACAGAUUUUUUGAGAAGUACUGGUGGUUCGACGGCGUGGGAGAAAAGCCACUUCUCAACGCUCAAGGACAGGCGCAGUACCUUGUCGGCAGGUUGUAUGUCCAAGGCUGCGGCGAGGAGGACAUGCUAGAGAUGGAAGAAUUGUCCGAGGUGCCUCGGCGCUGGAUGGAGGUGCAGGAACGCAUGAAAGACGAGUACGGUGGAGAGGAAGGCAUGCUGAGCCGUAAUGAGUGGGCUGUCUAUGACGAUCCAGAGGAGGUGAGCUGACUGUGCACAAGCGCUGAGAAACUUUUAUCACAUGCUGACAGUCUUCACUUCCAAUUGCAGCUGGACCAACUGAUUGCUUGGCUAAGGGUGAAAGGCAUUCGCGAGCAAGCGCUCAAAACACUUUUGCUGCGCUACCGUCCAUACAUCUCUGGUGGGAUGGCAAAGCGUCAAGCCGAUCGGCAACGAGCUUCCGCCGACGUUGCA
Messenger RNA from Tilletiaria anomala UBC 951, 3558 nucleotides. RefSeq lists its product as uncharacterized. Bases 223 to 3354 code for a protein of 1043 amino acids. The record is from RefSeq and is a predicted model, not a curated record. The transcript is spliced from 4 exons. Lineage: Eukaryota; Fungi; Basidiomycota; Exobasidiomycetes; Georgefischeriales; Tilletiariaceae.